GCGGAAUCAGACAUCCAGCUCAGUUACAGCAGGGACAGACCAGAGCAGAGCAGAGCAGGAGGAAAGGACAACGAGCCUGUUUUCAGGUUGCCUUCAAGCUCUGAUAAAGAGGAUAAGAGAGAAGAGAAGAGAGUGGUGGAUGUCCUUGGAAACUGUGGCCCUGAUAGUGGUCUCCCAUGCUCAUGAUGGACAGGUCGAAGGACUGUCACAGGGUGCUGUUGGUGCUCUUCCUGUGUCAGGUGCUCACAGCACUAGAGGUCCCUCUUGACUUGCCGCAGCCUCCAACCAUAACCCAUCAGUCUCCUAAAGAUUACAUUGUCGAUCCACGAGAAAACAUUGUCAUUCAAUGUGAGGCGAAAGGAAAACCUCAUCCAAGCUUCUCUUGGACCAAGAACGGCAUACAUUUUGAUGUUGACAAGGACUCCAAAGUGACUAUGAAGCCCCAUUCAGGGACUCUGGUGAUUGACAUCAGUGGAGGAGAAAGGGCAGAGGUGUAUGAGGGAGUCUAUCAGUGCACUGCACGCAACGAGCAUGGGACAGCUGUCUCAGACAACAUUGUCAUCCGUCAAUCAAGAUCUCCUCUCUGGUCAAAGGAGAGAAUUAAACCAAUCAUCAUCCAGGAAGGCAGAUCUUUAGUGCUGGAGUGCAGACCUCCUGCAGGACUCCCUCCUCCUAUUGUCUUCUGGAUGGACAACAAUUUCCAGAGGCUUCCACAGAGCAGCCGUGUCUCUCAGAGCUUGAACGGUGACCUCUAUUUCUCCAACGUGAUGAUGGAAGAUUCCAGAAAUGACUACAUUUGUUACGCACGCUUCCCCCACACACAGACCAUUCAGCAAAAGCAGCCCAUCAGCGUCCAUGUCCUCAACAUGGAUGCAAUCAAUGAGACAAUGGCAGCUUAUUUGAAUGAGACUGAUUUGUUUGGUGAUGAUGCAGUCGAGGAGAUACAACCGUCAUUUAUGCUUCCAAGUGGUUCCACAAGCUCAAAGAUGGUCCUUAGAGGACAGGUUCUGGAGCUGGAGUGCAUUGCCGCAGGACUCCCCACACCAGAUAUUUCUUGGAGCAAGGUGAGUGGUGAGCUCCCCACUAGAAGAACCAACUUCUUAAACUUUCAUAAGACACUCAAGAUCACGGAGGUGACUGAGGCAGAUGCUGGGGAUUACCGCUGCACUGCAAAGAACCACCUGGGCUCUGACCACCACACUAUCCAAGUAACUGUGAAAACUGCUCCGUACUGGAUCAGUUCACCACGUAAUCUGGUCUUGGCUCCGAAGGAGAAUGGAGUGUUAACCUGCCGAGCAAGAGGAAACCCCAAACCCACCAUCGCCUGGUUCAUGAAUGGAGUAGCCAUUGAGAAUUCUCCUGCAGACCCAAGCAGGAAGGUGGAGGAUGAUACUGUUAUUUUCACUGAGGUCCAGACUGGCUCCAGUGCCGUGUACCAGUGUAAUGUCUCUAAUGAAUAUGGAUAUCUGCUUGCUAAUGCCUUCGUCAAUGUACUGGCCGAGCCUCCCAGAGUGCUGACUCCCAAUAAUAAAGUCUACCAGGUCAUCAUGAACAAGCCUGCUCUUCUGGAUUGUGCAUCCUUUGGCUCUCCUAUUCCCAGAGUACAAUGGUUAAAGGACAGUCGUUCCAGUUUUUUGGUGGGAGACCCAUAUAUAUUCCAUGAAAAUGGAACUCUUGAGAUCCCUGUGGCACAGGAAUUACACAGUGGCAAAUACACUUGCGUUGCUACAAACUCCCUCGGCACCUCUGAGAACCACGUACACCUGGAGGUCAAAGAGCCCACACGGAUCCUGAAGCAGCCUAAUUACAAAGUCGUCCAAAGGAACCAAGACGUGAUGUUUGAGUGUAAAGUGAAGCACGAUCCAUCUCUCAUUCCCACCAUGACCUGGCUCAAAGACAAUGGAGAGCUUCCUGAUGACGAGAGAUUUAUCGUGGACUCAGACAGCCUUACCAUCGUCAAAGUGACAGAGAAUGAUGAAGGGACAUAUACCUGCAUCAUGAAUACCACUUUAGACCAAGACUCAGCCAGUGCCCAGCUCACUGUUGUUGAACAACCCGAUCCUCCUACAGAUCUGGAGUUAACAGAUCCAGGUGCACGGAGCGUCCAGCUCACCUGGAUCCCUGGAGACGAGCACAACAGUCCUAUCAAGAAGUUCCUCAUUCAGUAUGAAGAUGCUCUUCAUGACAGUGGCACCUGGCAUAACCUGACAGAGGUGCCUGGCACUAAGACCACAGCUCACCUCAAGCUGUCCCCGUACGUGCACUAUAGGUUCAGAGUCAUGGCUCUUAACGAUGUUAACUAUAGCCAGCCAAGCCAGCCUUCCCAUCUGUACAAAACAAAUCCUGCAGCUCCUGAUGAGAAUCCCAGUGAAGUCAAAGCCAUGGGCACAGAGCCUAAUAAUUUAGUCAUAUCAUGGAAGUCACUGAUGGGUCUUCAAUCAAAUGGUCCUGGCUUGCAAUACAAAGUCAUGUGGAUACAGAAGGAUGUAGACAAAGAGUGGUCUUCUGUCACCCUGGCUAAUGUUUCUAAGUUUGUGGUAUCUGGGACACCCACCUUCAUGCCAUACGAGGUGAAAGUUCAAGCAUUAAAUGACUAUGGCCAUGGACCAGAACCAGCAGUCAUCACUGGUUACUCAGGAGAGGACUUUCCAGUGGCAGCUCCGGAAAACGUGCGUGUUUUAGUGCUGAACAGCACUGUGGCAGAAGUCCACUGGGAUCCAGUCCCACCAGCAUUAGUGCGUGGAAGACUGCAAGGCUACAGGGUGUCUUAUUGGAAAGAAAGAAGCCUGCAUGAGCACAAUGCCCAUGUUCACCCUCACCACAUGGAACAGCAAACACUGACCUUCAUUGGGAACAGGACCCAUGGCAGGAUUCCUGCCCUGCAGCCCCACAGCACCUACACGCUCAAUGUCAAAGUUUUUAACGGGCGAAGAGACGGGCCUGCCAGUGCCAACCAACAGUUUGUAACUCCUGAGGGAGUUCCUGGUAAACCAUCAUUCCUCAAGGUCAUUAACAGUAAUCAAGACUCCUUGACUCUGGCGUGGGGGCCACCUCAUGAGCGAAAUGGGAAUCUUACAGGGUACACUCUUAAAUAUCAGUCAGUCAAUAACAGCAAUGAGCUUGGCCAGUUGGAGGAAUUAACUUUGCUUGCCAAUGAGACUAGCAUCACUUUGCACAACCUCAAGUACAACACACACUACAGAUUUUAUUUCAGUGCCAAAACACUCACAGGAUCAGGCCCGAACAUUACUGAGGAGUUUGCAACAAUAAUGGAUGAAGGGAUUCCAGCUUCUCCCCAACCAGUCUCCCCAACCUCCCAGUCUCUACGCCCCCCUCCUCUUCCCAAGGUUCCUCCUGCGUCUCCAGUGUUUGGGAACGUUAGCUCGUCUGUGGGCGAGGAUGGCGCGCUAAUCAGUUGGGAGUACUGGGGACCAGAAAAACACGUUUAUGUUGAAUAUAUUGUAGUGAACAGCGAUGAAGACUGGCAAAAAGAGAUGGUAAAUGGAUCACAGUCCCAUGUGCUUAAGGGUUUAAAGGAAGGGCUGGCAUACAAAGUGCGCGUGGUGGCUCAAAGCCACACUGACCAAACAGUCCACCGUUCUGAGGAGCUGGUGGUUACGGUACCAGCCCGGGCCAGUAGGCAGGUGGAUAUCGCUACCCAGGGCUGGUUUAUUGGCCUCAUGUGUGCCAUUGCCCUGCUUAUUCUGGUUCUCCUUAUUGCCUGCUUCAUCAGGAGGAACAAAGGGGGCAAAUACCCAGUGAAAGAGAAGGAGGACGCACACACUGACCCCGAGGUCCAGCCAAUGAAGGAUGAUGAUAUUAUUUUUGGAGAGUACAGUGACAAUGAGGACCAUAAACCGUUAAAAGGGAGCCGCACGCCGUCCAGUGGCACCGUAAAGCGAGACGAAAGUGACGACAGUUUAGUUGACUACGGGGAAGGUGGAGAUGUACAGUUCAACGAGGACGGCUCUUUUAUUGGCCAGUAUAGUGGAAAGACAGAAAGGGACACUGUGCAGGGUCACGAGAGCUCAGAGGCCCCCUCACCUGUAAACGCCAUGAACUCUUUUGUUUAAGCCCAGGGGAAAGUAGGACUUUUUGAAUGCAGCGUUUCAGCAUGAUUACACCUCCAAUUAGUUGUCUGUUUACAUAAAGUGAAGGAAAAAUUAGGGAGUACAUUCAGUUUUAAAAGGAUUAAAUCAAUUUCUCUGGAGAGAUACAUGUCAAGCAGGGUGACUCGCACAGGAUCCACGUAACCUGGCAUAAUGAUUGGAAUACAGAUGGAGGGGGGGGGGGGGGAUGUUACAACUUCAUCAC
Messenger RNA from Neoarius graeffei (lesser salmon catfish), 4314 nucleotides. RefSeq names its product neuronal cell adhesion molecule a (gene nrcama). The transcript has 30 exons. Gene Ontology annotation, molecular function: cell-cell adhesion mediator activity. Gene Ontology annotation, biological process: brain development; cell-cell adhesion. The coding region runs from base 177 to 4073 and encodes 1298 amino acids. The record is from RefSeq and is a predicted model, not a curated record. NCBI's taxonomy places the organism in Eukaryota, Metazoa, Chordata, Actinopteri, Siluriformes, Ariidae.